This is a messenger RNA of Euleptes europaea (tarantolino), 1392 nucleotides long. RefSeq names its product E3 ubiquitin-protein ligase TRIM7-like. The coding region runs from base 1 to 1392 and encodes 463 amino acids. The transcript is spliced from 7 exons. The record is from RefSeq and is a predicted model, not a curated record. Gene Ontology annotation, molecular function: zinc ion binding; protein binding. NCBI's taxonomy places the organism in Eukaryota, Metazoa, Chordata, Lepidosauria, Squamata, Sphaerodactylidae.
AUGGAUCCGGACCUUCUCAAGUCAAAGCUUCGGGAGGAAGCCACCUGCUCCGUCUGCUUGGACUACUUCACCGAGCCCGUCGUCCUGGACUGCGGGCACAAUUUCUGCCGCGACUGCAUUGCCAGGUGCUGGACGGAGUUCCCUUCGAACACGGCCUGCCCUCAGUGCAGGAAGGCGGUCCUGUCGAAGAACUGCAGGCCGAACAGGCCGUUGGCCAACGUGGUCGGGAUACUCAAGCAGCUAAAUCACCAGGAGAAGGACAAGAGUGGAGAGAUAUUCUGCAGCAAGCACCCAGAGCCCUCGGAAGUGGUCUUUUGCAAAGAAGAUCACGUCUCGGUAUGCCUGGUGUGUGAGGGACCUGAGCAGCACAAAGACCAUCACGUGGUUCCUCUGGAGGAAGCUGCCCAGGAGUAUAAGGAUCGUUUUGCUAGAUGCAUCGAGGUCCUAAAGAAUGAGAAGGAAGAGAUUAAACGUACCGAAACAGAGAAACAAAAGACAAUGGCAGAAUUCAGGGAAUUUCACCAAUACCUGGUCGAUCAAGAGAACUUCCUGCUGGCCAAGAUACAAGCUAUAGCCAGAGACGUGACGAAAAAAAGGAACGAGAUCCUGUGCAAACUCUCUGCGGAGCUCUUUGUCAUUCAGAAUAACGUCCGGCAGUUGGUGGACAAAAGCCACGGAUCCCUUAAGGAAUUCUUGCAGGUUGCUGAAAAGACCUUGGAAAAGUGUGAGAAAAGACCGAAGUUUAAACUUUCCGAGGCUUUUCCGCUUGGGCUGAAAUGGGAGAUUUGGGAUCUGCGUGAUUUAAAUGUCCUUCUGGAAGGUGCAGCAAAGCAUUUCAAAGGUCUUCUGCAAGAGGGGUAUCCGCUGAAACAAGCCAAUGUGACUUUGGAUCCAGAAACGGCUCACCCCCAGCUCCUUCUGUCUAACACCUUGAAAAACGUGAGCUGGACAGAGACGCCCCAAGAUGUGCCCAAGACGUUCACAAGAUUCGAGAAGCAUUAUUGUGUCAUGGGGUGCCAGGAGUUCACAGCAGGCCGACACUACUGGGAUGUCAUUGUGGAAGGUGACAAGGACUGGGCGGUGGGGGUCGCCUCCAGCUACGUGAGGAGGGCGGGCCAUUUUGCAUUGACUGCCGAAGCAGGGUUCUUUGCGAUGGGAAAGGGGGCGAAGUAUUGCAGGACUCACAGAAUCCCAGAGCACAAUGAGGAGCACAAUGAGGAGAUCAGGAAGAUCCGGGUCUCUCUGAACUGUGCCGGAGGGCAGGUGGUAUUUUAUGAUGCGGAGAGGGCCAAGAAGGUCUUCGCUUUCACUCAAGCUUCCUUCCAUAAAGAGACCCUCCUCCCCUUCUUCUGGCUGAGGGGGAAGACCCAACUCAACAUUUUGACCCACUGA